Messenger RNA from Pseudopodoces humilis (Tibetan ground-tit), 4332 nucleotides. Lineage: Eukaryota; Metazoa; Chordata; Aves; Passeriformes; Paridae. The record is from RefSeq and is a predicted model, not a curated record.
GCUGCUAAUGUGCCUUUCUGCUGCCCGAGCCAGCCGGGCUUUAUUCAUUUCCUUCCUCCGAGCUGGGAACUUCGCAGCCCGAGUGCCUGUGAUAACCAUUGGGAUACUCAAAGAAUCCCUUGGGAGCUGAAGAGGCAGCAUCUUCCAGGCUCAGGGGCAUCACAUCUGGUAUCACCUUGUUUUUCUGGAGUCAUCAUUUUGAUCCAUCAAGCAGCUGGUUUGUUACUGAAAAGCUCAGAGUAUUUCCUCUGAUUGCUUUCCUAUUUGGAUCUUUCCAGAGCUUGGAAUUCUUAAACGCCCGCCAUGGAUGACUUUGAACGCCGCAGAGAGCUCAGGAGGCAAAAGCGUGAGGAAAUGCGCCUGGAAGCAGAGAGGCUGUCCUACCAGAGAAACGAUGACGAUGACGAAGAAGCCGCCAGAGAACGUCGCCGGCGGGCUCGGCAGGAGAGGCUGCGGCAAAAGGAAGAGGGAGAUCUCUCAGGAGAAGUAACAGAGAAAUCCGAGGUUAAUGCCCAAAACAGCGUGGCAGGAGAGGAAAGCAAGCGCUCUACAGAUGAUGAAGCUGCUUUGUUGGAGAGGCUGGCGAGACGGGAGGAGAGACGCCAGAAACGUCUGCAGGAAGCCCUGGAACGCCAAAAGGAAUUUGACCCCACGAUCACAGAUGGGAGCUUGUCACUGCCCAGCAGGAGAGAAGUAAACAAUGUGGAAGAAAAUGAGACCACGGGGAAAGAGGAGAAGGCUGAAACGCGCCGAGGACGCUGUGAGAUUGAGGAGACGGAAACAGUUACCAAAUCGUACCAAAGGAACAACUGGAGGCAAGAUGGGGAAGAAGAGGGAAAAAAAGAAGAAAAAGACAAGGAGGAGGUACAGGAGGAGAAACCAAAGGAGCUCCCCAUAGAGGAAAAUCAGGUAGAUGUGACAGCAGAAAAAUCCACAGAUAAAGAAGAGGCAGUAACUGUAAAUGCAGAGGAGCACAAAGCAGAGAAUGAUACAAAUGCUGUGCCAGAAGGGACACAAAGUGUAACUGAUGCUGUAGAUAAAGAGAAGCUUAGGGAUGAGGAAAAAGCUGAGGAAGAAAGGAAAGAAGCAGAGGAAAGGGAGAGGUUAAAAGCAGAGGAAGAGAAGAGGGCAGCUGAGGAAAAACAAAAAGCUGAGGAAGAAAAGAGGGCAGCUGAGGAAAAACAAAAAGCUGAGGAAGAAAAGAGGGCAGCUGAGGAAAAACAAAAAGCUGAGGAAGAAAAGAGGGCAGCUGAGGAGAGGGCUAAGGCAGAAGAGGAGAAGAGGGCAGCUGAGGAAAGAGAGAGGGCUAAAGCUGAAGAGGAGAGGAGGGCAGCUGAGGAAAAACAGAAAGCAGAGGAGGAGAAGAGGGCAGCUGAGGAGAGGGCAAAGGCAGAAGAGGAAAAGAGGGCAGCUGAGGAAAAGGCUAAACUAGAAGCAGAGAAAUUAAAGCAAAAACGAAAGAUGGAAGAACAGAAAAUAGAAGAUAAACAGGUAAAAGAGAAGAAAGUAGAAGACAAAAAACCUCAAGCAGCUUUCUUAAAAAAGCAGGAGGAAGAAAAAGUGGAAGCUAAAAAGGAAAAGCUGCCAGAAGAGAAGCUCCAAGCUACCUCCAUAAAAGAUCAGUUAAAAGAUGACAAAGGCAAAGCACCCAAAGAGGAAAUGAAAAGUGUGUGGGAUCGCAAGAAGGGCGUUCCUGAGCAAAAGGCGCAGAACGGAGAGCGUGAGCUCCCCACCUCCAAACUCAAACCAACUGAGAACGCUUUUGGCCGCUCGAAGGGGAGCGCCAACGCGGAGGAGGCCAAGCCGGGCGUGGAGGCUCUGAAGAGGCUGGAGGAUCAGCGGCGCCGCCGGGGCGAGAACGAGAGCGAGGAGCUGGAGAAGCUGAAGGAGAAGCAGCAGGAGGCGGCAGCAGAGCUGGACGAGCUGAAGAAAAGGCGGGAGGAGCGCCGGAAAAUCCUGGAGGAAGAGGAGCAGAAGAAGAAACAGGAGGAGGCUGAGAGAAAAAUCAGAGAGGAGGAGGAAAAGAGGAGGAUGAAGGAAGAGAUCGAACGAAGAAGGGCUGAAGCUGCUGAGAAACGCCAGAAGAUGCCAGAAGAUGGUGUGUCUGAAGACAAGAAGCCCUUUAAAUGUUUCAGUCCUAAAGGCUCAUCUCUCAAGAUAGAGGAGCGAACGGAAUUCUUGAACAAAUCCGCUCAAAAGAGUGGUAUGAAACCCACCCAGACAACAACAGUUGUCUCAAAGAUUGACAGUAGACUUGAGCAGUACACCAGUGCAAUUGAGGGCACAAAGGCUUCAAGACCAGCUAAAGCUUCUGACCUUCACGUUCCAGCUGAGGGUGUCCGCAAUAUCAAGAGCAUGUGGGAGAAAGGGAAUGUUUUUUCAUCACCUUCUGGGACAGGAACACCAAAUAAGGAAACUGCUGGACUGAAGGUUGGUGUCUCCAGUCGUAUCAACGAGUGGUUGACCAAGACCCCAGAGAGCAACAAAUCCCCUGCUCCAAAACCUUCUGAUUUAAGACCAGGAGAUGUAUCUGGCAAACGCAAUCUCUGGGAGAAGCAGUCAGUGGAGAAGCCAGCUGCUUCUUCUAAGGUAUCAGCUAUGGGGAAAAAAUCAGAGACUAAUGCAGGUUUGAGACAAUUUGAGAAAGAACCAUAGAAGGCCCUUAAAGAUGCUGGACCAAUCAGUUUGGGAAAAGAAAAAAAAGAAAAAAAAAAAGAAAAAAAAAAAAGGAAAAAGUGCUAAAUUGUUCUUUUUAUAUUUAUGUUUAUUUACCAAAAUGUCUUUUUGCAUUAUCCCAGUUAAAACCAUGUAUAUUAGCACUGUAUUUAAUAAUCAGUCUAGACAUUCAUCAGAAUAGUACUGCCUUUGCACAAGAGCCUUUAUUCCUAAAGAAACCCAUGCUGUGAAAUAUAUAAACUCUCCUACUGACACUCAUAAAUAUGUAUCUGAACAGUGAUUUCAGCUGGCAUUUGGUCAACCCAAAAAGCAUGUAAAGUAAAGUUGCUUGGGAAAGGUGUGCAGUAAACCUAUAAAAACAAUGGUUACUUUUGUAAAACAGAAGUCUUUUUUUCUUUCUGCACUUUAAACUAAGGCAUGGAAGAAAUAUCUUUAGUUGACAAUGUAAUAUUUUCUGUAAGUUGCCCAUGUCAUGAGAAAUACUGCAUCAAUAACGUGUUUUAAUUUUUUUUUUUUGUUUUAUACUUUUUUUUUUUUAAAGUAUCAAUUUUUCCAUUCUAGUUUAAGUUAAUACCUAAAUUUGGAUGAUUAUGUUAGCUGACAGCGGUACUGAUACUUCUUUUUGUUGUUAGUGACUAGUAAUGGAAUGCAAUCUAGAAUAUAUAUACACACAUAGCUUUACAAAGUUUAGCCUAAAGGCACUACUAAUGGUAGAAUGCUUUAAUAUGUGCUAGAGUAUUAUAUUUAGCAAUAAACAUACAUAAUUAGCCAAUAUCACAGCUUAAAAAAAAAAAAUAAAGACAAAAUCACACACUUUUCUAUAGUAAGAUUUCAUAAUUGUCAGUAGAGGUAUGGUGAGAUAAGUAUUAAAAAAAAUUUAAAUGUCAGUUGCCCAGAAAUGGGUGAUUAAAAAGAAAGUAUAGUUUUUAAAAGAGGAAAAGGUAAGGGUAUAGAGGGUCAAAAAUAGGUCACUUGUAUAAAAACGUUGUAGUUUAAUUUAUAUAAAACCACCAUAAUUAAAAAGAAAAAGAUGUAAAGAGAGUUGGAGCUUGUUUCAAAUGACUGUACACUAAAUCUUGCCAUCCAUCAGUGCCGUACACCAAAAUGAAGUAAACCUCUAUGAUGCUUCUUUUUACCUCUCUCUCCUGAAUACCUUAUUUACAGAUGUUUUUGUUUGUACAUAGUAAAUACUUGGCUGUAAGACAUCAGCUUGGUUUGGAUUUACAUGCCAUACAGUUUAGCAUUGACAUCCUACAGAAGAUGGGGGCAUAAACUGAGCAACUCAAGUAGCCCCUGAGCAAAUUGUGAACAGCUUUGCAUCAGAGCCCCCCAGGACCUCCCUUAUCACCACUUCCAUCUCCUGCAGCAUCUGGAUUCUUCCUAAAGAAGUGUAAUAUUCUGUUCCAACCCAAAGCUGGGCUCCCUGCUCAGCUGAAACAUCUUGUUUACAUGUGGAGAUGCACGAAGUUUUCUGUAGGGGGUGAAACUGUGCCUGGCAUUGUCUGUGAGUUGUCAUGGUUUUUUUGUUUGGGGGGGGGUUUGUGAGCUCUCCUAGGAGUCUUUCAAAAAACAUCUGAUGGCUGCAAUAAAAACAAUUUGUUCAAAGAAAUGUAUUCUGAAACUGCAUCUGCAAUAAAUGGAGUAUUCCCAUCAGCA